AUGCUCCUAGGGGAAAGGAGUUCACGUGGUUUUGUAACCAACGGCCUACUUCGAAUUUACAACGACAGCAUGGAAAACGCCCUUUCAUGCUGGCUGACCGAGCACAAUUGUCCGUACACACUACAGAAACACAAGCCGUCCGCCUUAUCAGCAGGAAGGGCAAACAGGGAAUGGGGUUCGAUAUGGGGUAACCGAAUGUACAACCGUGUCAUCCAGCUUGACAGAGCGUACAACUCCAUUCGUAUACGAGCCUUGACGGCUGAGGAAGAGCGUACAGCCUCCAAGGCACUUAACAUGGCCGUCGUGGCCUUUGCAUCGCAGUGGGCUCAAGCAGGUGACCGAGGUUCGCGGGCUCGGCCAACAGACUUCAACUUCUCAACGGACGAAUUCCCAGAGUCGAAUCACUUUGAGCGAUCAAUGCAAGAAGGUCUAUGGCACCAAACAUCCCAGAUACUGCACCGUGCAGCUGGCAUCGACUCGUUCCGCGUCGUCUUCGCAAUGAUCAUCUUCUCGCUCACGCAGCGGCCUCUCGACAUAUCCCGCCCUUUUCCAUACAGCGUCUCCCAACUGAAAGCCAAAUACGAAUACUUCAAGAGCAUCAUACAAGACGACGAAGCACCCAUAUUUCUGGAACUAGCAUUGCGCCAGAUGAUGGCUCAGCGACGCGCACUGGAGCGUGCAGAACAAGCCAUGUCUAGGACAGCAGACGGGGAGUUCCAAGACCCUCUCCGACAAGAAGACCGCGACACAUUCAACCUAUUAUACUGGCUCGGCGUCAUGUUCGACACAUUAUCAGCCACAAUAUCAGAACGCACAGUAGUCGUCGAUGAUGAAGACUGCGAACUCCCUCGACCAGAGAGCCACAAACCCACCCAGCCCACUCCUCCCCCCGCCGCCACUUCUGCCUCGACCGCAUGGCCAGUAAUACCAAACAUGUUCAACACCCAGUUUCAUCCUGUCCCUCCAGACCCCACCAUCGACGCCGCGACUGUGGAAAGUGAGGCAUUUAAGAACCCAGAAGACAACAAAGUAUGGGGCAACUUGUUCAUGCGCAGCCCAGACUCGCAAGCAGACCCCGGAGCAACGAGAUGGCCAUGCAGUUACAAACUUGCUGCUUCAACACUGAGCUCCGCCGCGCCGGUAAAAGUACUAUUGUAUCGACGGGUAUCGCAGAUUCAAACGCUCGUAUCACGACGAGCGUCAGCAGAUAAAAUAGAGUCCGCCAUCAACGCCGCCUUCCAAGUAUAUACGCAUUGGACCCGCACCUAUGCCCCCUUCAUCUCAGACUGCAUAACCCACCAUGCCACACUCCCCACGCGCAUUCAAUCCUGGUACAUUCUCCUCGCGGGUCACUGGCACCUCGGCAUCUUCCUCCUCUCAGAUCUCCUCCACACAAUCGACACUGCAGCCUUAUCGCUCCCCAACGAGCGCGCCUGCCGCUUAGCUGCGAACCUCGUGGCGACGCUGCGCCGUCAAAAUGCGCUGGCGGUCGCGGAUCUGAGUCUGGCGAGUAUACAUUCCGCAGCGCAGAGCGAGGAGGACUUUGCAGCUGCGGCAGCUGCAGCCGCAGGGGGUGUACGGAGCGAAUUCCAUUUUGCCCUCAGUGAAGCGGCGUUACUGACGGAACCCUGGACCGUCGUCUUCGUCCGUUCCCUAUGCAGAGCAGGCUACAUACUCGUUUCCAUCGCCGCCUCCACGGACUCCACACGCGAAGAACGCGAGCAAGCGCGGGCGCGAUGCGGCGAUUGCAUCGAAGGACUAUGGUAUCUCGGCCGGAAAUCCGACAUGGCCUUCCUAGCCGCCCGCUGUUUGAGCAACAUGCUGGAUGAUGCGGUUAUGGAGAUGGGAGGUAGAAGCGCAACAGCGACGACGACGGCGGCGGCGACAACGGAAGAUGAAGAUGGCGGCCGGAUGAGUGGAAGUGAGGAGAGUCCUACUGCGACUGGUGCUGGCGCUGCUCCUAUCAACACAGCCGAUACCUCAUCCUUCUUUCAGACCUGGGGCUUGGAUGAUAUCAUGACUGAUACUACACACUCACACCCCCAAAGCCAUGCCACCGCACCACCACCACCACCACCACCACCAUCAUCAUCAGGCUACCACCAACAUCAACAUCAACCUCCCAACAACUUCUCCCCCCCUCCUCCUCCGCCGUCAAGCUACCAAGGCUCCGUUGCGAUAAGCUACCCCGACUCCGAGUCCCAACUCCCGUUAGCAGACAGCGACAUUUUGGAUUUCCAACCCCCCUUGAAUUUGGAUGGCUCGGGCGUUUGGGAUUUUAAUAUGCAGUCAUAG
Bipolaris victoriae FI3 is the source of this 2295-nucleotide messenger RNA. RefSeq lists its product as hypothetical. Lineage: Eukaryota; Fungi; Ascomycota; Dothideomycetes; Pleosporales; Pleosporaceae. The record is from RefSeq and is a predicted model, not a curated record. The coding region runs from base 1 to 2295 and encodes 764 amino acids. The transcript has 2 exons.